UGCAUGAUGCCCGCCCCCAUGUCAUCGCCGCAUCCAUCCAAGUCCAGUCCAGCGCCGCGAAUAUCAUAUGCCGCCCGGAGCCGAACAUGGACUUUCGUACCCUUUCGGCUAGCGACUUCGACCCAAAGACGCGCGGCCUGAGAAACCGCCGGUUUGUUGCCAACAGGUCCAGGUCGGGGUGCCGGCCCUGCAAGCUCAAAAAGGUCAAGUGCGACGAGGAGACGCCGCUGUGUCGUAGAUGCCGACGCAACGGCAGACGAUGCGCCUACGAGCCGCAGACGACAAGGUCCGUGACCGCGUCAUCGUCGUCACUUGUAUGCAGUGCAACGACAUGGAGCCCCCGCCCGUCAACACCACAUGCGCCCGUCACUGCUACAUGUACCAUGGAGCGUCCCUUGCCCGGCACCACGGCUGCCACAGGCCAUCAUGGCGCGCCGGCCGUGCGCGUCCUGCAGCACGCCCAGAGGCACUGGCAUGAGAUAUUCCCGAUGCCUUACCAGGGCGAAAUCAUGGAGCUCUUCAGGUCCGACAACCCCCUGGUCCGCACCACCAUCCUGGCCGUCGCCGCCUGCCACCUGCGGACGGUCGCGCCGGCGGCUCGCGAGCACCAAGUCGCCGAGAACCUGCAGCUCUACCUCGCCUUGCGGUCCUACCGCGGCGCGCUCGACACGCCCCGCGAGCGGCUGGGCCUCACGGGCGUCAACACGCUCCUCGUCACGGCCACGCUCCUCAACAUGGCCGCGUUUGCGUUGCCGAGCGCCGAGGUGGCGGCAGCGGCGGCGGCCGAACAUGAAGACGACGACGACGACGACGACGACGACGACGACGACGACGUCAACAGCCCGGACCACCCUGCGUCGUCCUGGGUCUUCAGCACGCGCGAGGACCGGCUGGGCUGGCUUGCCCUGCAGGCCGGCCUCCGACCGCUCCUCAUGGCCAUGGCGCCGUAUCAGCCGCAGAUUGCAGACUACCUCGGGUCUGUGUUUCUCGGCGUCGAGCGGUCCAGCGUGCGCAUCCGCAGGCUCAGGCAGCUGCUGAGCGACGUACCGAGCCACUGGGUUGACGCGUUCGGCCUGCAGGGGGUGUCUGACAUCUCUGACUGCGAGUCCGUCGAGGCAUACCGCGUGCCGGCUACCGUCCUGGCCAACCUCCGCAACGUCGAGCCGGUUCUCCACAACGCCUUCCUCUACCUCAUGUUCAUGGGAAAGACGCACGGGGGGUUCCGCACGCUGCUCAUGCGCAGGGACGACCGCGCGCUCUGGCUGGUCGGGUUCUGGCUCGGGCUCAUGUGUCGCUUCGAGGGCCUCUGGUGGUCCCGGCAGCGGGCGACAAGAGACUACAGGGCAGUUUGUACGUGGCUGGACCAAAGGAAGCUCACCAAGGGCAAAGGCGAUGCGGGACAUGUCUGGAAACGUCUAAUGAAGGAUUUGCAUGAGGUUUCCGAGCGUCCGUCUGGUGUUUGCGAUAGCGAGAUUGGAGCAUUAUGAAGUACAAAGCACAAAACUGUAUAGACUCGAAUCAUGUACAUGUAAGCAGACUGAAGUCCUUGCAUUAAUUCGGUCUAUUUUGUAUAUUAGUCUUAGUAAGACCAUACCAAGAGAGCGACGAGCAACGUUUUACAGGCC
Purpureocillium takamizusanense is the source of this 1625-nucleotide messenger RNA. RefSeq lists its product as uncharacterized. The record is from RefSeq and is a predicted model, not a curated record. The transcript has 2 exons. Bases 87 to 1487 code for a protein of 466 amino acids. Gene Ontology annotation, biological process: regulation of transcription by RNA polymerase II. NCBI's taxonomy places the organism in Eukaryota, Fungi, Ascomycota, Sordariomycetes, Hypocreales, Ophiocordycipitaceae. Gene Ontology annotation, molecular function: DNA-binding transcription factor activity, RNA polymerase II-specific; zinc ion binding.